AUGAGUUUGAGGUUUUUAAGAGGCUCCCAAGACAAAGAAAAGAAGCAAGUUGAAGUAGUCAACAAGGAGUACGAGUUUGAUUCAGACAGUUCAUCUGAGUUAGAACAUAUAUUUCAAGAUCCGGUUGUUGCUGAACACUAUAAGCAGAUCUACGAUAAUUGUAAUUAUGAGUGUAGGGAACACUUUGAUCCUGAAUUUACAUGGACUGCUGAGGAAGAAAAAAAGGUGGUGUGGAAAAAUGACUGGUAUGUUACGUUCUGGGCAUUCUUUAUGUUCACAGCCUUGGAUUUUGACAGAAAUAAUAUUUCUCAGGCUUUGUCAGAUAAUAUGCUCGAUGACUUGGGAAUGAGUACAAAUGACUAUAAUGUUGGUAAAACUAUAAACUUAGUGUGUUUUCUUGCAGCGGAGUUACCAUCUCAAUUACUUUCUAAGAAGGUUGGACCAGAUAUUUGGAUUCCAUCUCAAAUAGUCUUAUGGAGUAUUGUUUCGAUGUCACAGGCAGCUAUCACAAACAAAGCAGGGUUCUAUGUUACAAGAGGUCUUUUAGGUGCCCUUCAAGGUGGUUUCAUUUGUGACAUUUGUUUAUGGAUGUCUUACUUCUAUACAUCCAAGGAAUUUCCAUUCCGCUUGUCUUUGUUUUAUAUUGCUAAUCCCUUGACGGCGGUGUGGUCAAGUUUAUUAGCGUUCGCGUUAUUGAAGAUUAAAACCAACGCUUUGCCUGAAGGUUGGAAGUGGUUAUUUCUCCUUGAAGGAUUAUUUACGUUGCUUAUUGGCUUGGUUUCGUUUUUCAAGAUGCCUGCCUCAGCUGUUCAAACCAAGACCUGGUUCCGGAAAAAUGGAUGGUACACCGAUAGAGAAGAAAAAAUUGUUGUAAAUAGAGUCUUACGUGACGAUCCAACCAAGGGAGAUAUGAAUAAUAGACAGCCAGUCAGCCUCAAAGAAUUGAUCAGAAGUUUGAUGGAUUUCGAUUUAUGGCCAGUUUAUCUUAUUAGACUUUUAGGUGAUAUUGGUGCUACACCAACUAGUAAUUAUUUGACUUUAACACUUAGAAAAUUAGGGUUUUCAACAUUCAAGACUAACGCAUUGAGUAUUCCAUACAAUAUAUUAACGAUAAUUACCAUGCUUGUUUCAGGGUACAUGUCGGAGGUCCUUAAUAGCAGAGCUCUAGUUUUAGCAACUAUUCCAAUAUGGAUUCUUACAGCUUUGUUUCCAUUAAGAUACUGGCCUGGUUCUCAAGUUGAUGCAUGGGGGACAUUUGCCAUACUUACAAUUGUGCUAGGAGCAUGUCCUACGUGGCCACUUACCAUAUCCUGGUGUUCAGCUAAUUCUAAUUCUGUUAGAAAUCGUGCAGUUUCUGCUGCUGUUGUUAAUGUAUUCUCUCAAACUGCUGCCAUUAUUGCAGCAAAUAUAUACAGAGAAGAUGAUGCACCAUUGUACCACAGAGGAAAUGAACAGUUGAUAGGAUGUGCCUUUGGUGCUUUGGGUGCUUGUAUUUUUGCAAGAUUUUACUACAUAUUCAGGAAUAAGCAGAAGGAUAGGGCAUGGAACGCAUUAACAAUUGAACAACAAGAAGAUUAUGUUAAGAAUACUACUGAUGAUACAAACAAGCGUCUUGACUUUAAGUUCGCUUAUUGA
This is a messenger RNA of Debaryomyces fabryi, 1635 nucleotides long. RefSeq lists its product as uncharacterized. The transcript has a single exon. Lineage: Eukaryota; Fungi; Ascomycota; Pichiomycetes; Serinales; Debaryomycetaceae. Bases 1 to 1635 code for a protein of 544 amino acids. The record is from RefSeq and is a predicted model, not a curated record. Gene Ontology annotation, biological process: transmembrane transport. Gene Ontology annotation, cellular component: membrane. Gene Ontology annotation, molecular function: transmembrane transporter activity.